Octopus sinensis (East Asian common octopus) is the source of this 6696-nucleotide messenger RNA. RefSeq names its product rho guanine nucleotide exchange factor 11-like. Lineage: Eukaryota; Metazoa; Mollusca; Cephalopoda; Octopoda; Octopodidae. The record is from RefSeq and is a predicted model, not a curated record. Gene Ontology annotation, molecular function: G protein-coupled receptor binding; guanyl-nucleotide exchange factor activity. Gene Ontology annotation, cellular component: cytoplasm. The transcript is spliced from 40 exons. Bases 513 to 5570 code for a protein of 1685 amino acids. Gene Ontology annotation, biological process: G protein-coupled receptor signaling pathway; intracellular signal transduction.
UUUAAGAUAUCGUUUCGUUCAUUGUCUUCAGUGUUGCGAAUUAUGAAGAAUAUUUGCUUUCGUAUUACUUUUUUUUAAAAUUUUGAAAACUAAAGCAUCUUAGUAAUCAUGGAAUUUCUAACUGACACAGAGGCCUGAUAUAAAGUGCUGAAUUCCCAGAAAUGUAUUCCGGCUCCUGUCUAGCAGAUCGUGUCUGUCAUUACUGAAAUAUCAGACUUGUGUAAAUAUAUCAACAAAUGUGCCUUCCAUGAGGAUUUGUUAUUUAGGGAAAAAACUCCAAACUACUAAAUAUAACCGUCUAUGAUAAAGCCGAACAAGGAUUUAGUGGAAUCUAACAGCUCUCUACCAGUCUCCGAAGGAAGCGGUUGUAUAACUUGUUGUCUUACUCAUCAUAAGUUAAUUCUCUCAACCUUCCUCUGUCAUUUUAACUUCACAUUACCAACAAAUGGAAAUACGAGUGUAUCGACGGCGCCACUUUUCUCACAUCUGAAGAUACUGGACAACACGAAAAGAUGUCCUUGCCCGAGAGCAAGCGUACCAGUGUCGGCCGAAAGUCCAGUUUCAGGGGCCUAAGGUUGGGAAGCCUUCGUACAGUCAAGGAUGAUCAACCAGUUGCCAGAAAAGAGGCCAAACCUCCCAUACCUGUUGAUUCAGAUUCAGCAGGUCAGCUCCAGCGUUGUGUGAUAAUCCAGAAGGAUGAGAAGGGUUAUGGGCUUACUGUCAGUGGAGAUAAUCCAGUUUUUGUUCAGUCUGUCAAACCAGAUGGAGCAGCCUCAAAAGCUGGGGUGCAACAAGGGGAUAAAAUUAUCAAGGUGAAUGGUACGUCAGCAUUAAGUUUAAACCACAUUGAAGUUGUCAACCUCAUCAAAUCUGGUUCUUAUGUUGCACUCACAUUACUGGGGAAAUCUCAAGGACAGAUAAAAGCUAUGGAGUCUAAAGAGAAUUCCAGUUCAAGUCACCGUAUAACUGCUCCACGCCCUGUUGAUCAUGAAAAGGAAAGGAAUAUGCGACAGCAGAGUAUUAGGACCAUAGAAAAGAUGCUUAUACUCCAACAAGAAGAAUGUAUUAGAGCUCGUAAAAUAUAUGCUAAGUCUCCAUCAGAAAAAAAUAAAGAGGAAUUAAAUGAAAAAGAACGGACUGUUAAUACUUUGGAAACUCGCCUACGACAACUGCAAAGUGAAUUUCCUAGUGACUUUGUUGAACUAGGACUUCCAGAUCUUUCUUCAGGACGGCUACCAGGGGGGUCCAAACACAUUAAGCAUGGCUCCGUUCCAGCUUCCAUCUACAAAACAAGGGAUUUAGUUGAUAUUCGGGAUAUCAAUGUGUCUCGUUCCAAGUCUGAUGCCUCAAGUAAAGCCAGCCAAGUAGUCGCUGGAGAGACCCUCGGCUCCAGCCAUUCCCAGCUCCCACCUGGAUAUCAGCAAAGAGACAACACCAAGGAGCGCACAUCUUUAACAGUUGGUUCACCUGACACAAGUGGUAUUUUGGAUUCACCGCAUGCUAGUCCCAGUAAUUCUCCAACACCUGUUCACCUGGCUGAUAUGAGCAGUUCAAAUCCAGAUGCUGACAGAUGUGGAACUGAGGACGGAGGCACAGCAGCAAUAAUGACCAUGGAAGAAGACGAUGAUGAUGAAGUGCCUACUGAUGAGGCCGAAAAUCGUUUGCCAUUUGGUAAUUUUGAAGAAGUAGAGAAGCGGAAUGCUUACCUUUCUAUAUUGCUGCACUAUCUUAUUUCUAAUGAUGACCCCUCAGCACUGUUUUUCUAUAUAAUAUCUGAUAUUUACUCAUCAGCUAAUGGAAGUAGUAAAGAAUUAAGAAAAUGGGCUUACGAAAUAUAUUCCACAUUUUUAAUUCAAAAUGCUCCAUUAAAAGUAACGAUUGAUGAGAAUUUAGUGAAAAUAAUUGAUGACGUUUUAAACAGUAAAACUGACAAAGAGGAAAAUCUUCGCUCUUUAUUCCAUGAUGCAAAACAUGAUGUUCGUAGUGCUGUAAACUUGAUGCUCAAUGACUUUAGGAACAAACAAAAGUUAGGGCUUGGCAAUUUUUAUGGUGUUGAUGAACUUGAACUCGACAUGGAUAAAUCUCAAGAAAUGAAGAUUAUUGAGAAUUAUCUUGUACCACAUUUAGAAAGUUUUACAGAAGAAAAAGCAAAGUGUGCAAGGGAUCAAGCACUUGGCUGGGCACUUGCAACAUAUCUUCGUCAUAUUGGUGUUACAAAACUGUCAUAUCACAGUUCUGUUUUAGAUCGGGUUCACAGUUUUGUGAUGAAAGAACGGAAAGAAAAGGGAAUUAAACUCCCAGGGACCAAAUCAAAAACAAAGGCAUACCGCAACCAUCAGUUUGUUCCUCAGCAUUAUUACCAACUGACUGAUUGUACGGUUUGUUCUAGUCCUGUGUGGGGAGUUGGUUUUCAAGGCUAUCAGUGUAGCAAUUGUGAGUGGAAUGUUCAUAAACAUUGCAUAGAAUCCAUUGACAUCUUGUGUCCACAAGGUCGGAAAAAACGAACGUCUGGGCUGAUGGACAAAUGGGGCCGAAAACCUAGUAAUACAAAUGCACCACAUAUAAACCAAAGAAGAGAAUCAUGUAGUCCAACACAAAGUGGAAGUUCUGGUGUUUCAGGGGCUGAUGAAGAUGUCGACUCUGGUUUUCAUUCGGUAAACAGUAUUGUAAAACGAUUUGAGAAAAGUCCAGGGGAAAAUGACGAUGAAAGACACAAGCGUGCUACUGAUUUAGGGCGUUCGGAGAGCUUAAAAGAUCGACCUGACCAGAAAGGUGAUCGACGAACUAGACGAGCUAAAAGUGAUGUGGAUAUGGAUGAAAACACUAUCAAGGUACUUAAUAACUCAGGAAGUUCAUCUACGUCUAGUCUACAUUCUGCCAGGAAAAUUAGUGACAAGUUUUUUGGGAGUUCAGACAGCCCCUGCAAUUCCAACGAUGCUGAUAAUGAAGAUCCCAUGGUGGAUGAUUCUGAUCUUGAAGUGGAACCUGAGUUACCUCAUCUUACUAAAGUGAUAUCUGAGGAUCUUUUGCGUAAAAUGAAACCAAAAGAAAAGAAACGGCAAGAAGUUAUAAAUGAACUGUUUUAUACGGAACGUGCUCAUUUGAGGAAUAUGAAAAUUCUUGAUAAGUUAUUUCGCAAACCUAUGAUGCAGCGUGAAUAUAUAUCACAAAAUCUUAUAGACUCUUUAUUCCCAAACCUAGAAGAGUUGAUAAAACUUCACAAGUCAAUGAAUGAAGAAAUGAAGACCAGGAGGAAAGAGCAUCCUGUUAUCUCUGGUGUUGGGGAUAUUUUAUUAAGGAGGUUUGAUGGUGAAGCUGGUGAACAUUUUAAGAAAAACUGUGCAAUCUUCUGUCGAAACCAAUCUUCAGCUUUAGAAUCUCUUCGGUUAAAACAGAGAAAAGACCAAAAAUUUGCACAGUUCUUAAUGGAAUCUGAAUCUAGUAUCAUGUGUCGGCGUUUACAGCUAAAAGAUCUCAUUCCAGCAGAAAUGCAACGUCUUACGAAAUACCAUCUACUUAUUGAUAAUUUACUAAAAUAUACCACAACAAGUACAGAGGAAUAUGCAAUGCUUGAAAAAAUUAACCGACUCAGCAAGCGUAUUUUAGAGUAUGUGAAUUUAGCUGUACAGGAAUGUGAAAAUAGCCACCGACUCUAUGAACUUCAGAGGCGACUAGACAAGAGACCAUUGGAAAAUAUUCCUGAAUUUGAAGAAUUUAAAAAUUUCUCCUUGACGGAUUACAAACUGAUCCAUGAGGGCUUCCUAACAUGGCAUGUCAACCAAACUCGGAAUAAGAACAUCGAUGUGCAUGUUGUAUUGUUAGAUAAAUAUUUAGUGUUUCUACAGAAACAAGAUGAUCGAUUAGUUCUUAAAUGUCACGAUACAGCUAUACUUGUAGGAGGACAAGGCACAGAUAUGCGUUGUAAAUUUACACACCGGCCUAUAUUAGACAUUGAUAAAGUGUUAACACGUAAUGUUGCUACCAAUAAAAAAGGGUUCUUUGUUGUUUAUACAUCAAGUAAAGGACCUCAAAUUUAUGAGUUAACAGCACCUAGUAUAGAAGAUCAGAAAAAGUGGUUCAAAUGUAUACAAAGUGCUGUGGAUACAUACGACAAAAAAAUGAAGUCAAAUACGACAGUCACUGCCAGUAGUACUGUAUCUACGCCAACGACUACAAAUAGUACGUCCAUAACGCCAACACUAACAGCAACAACAACAACAACAGCAACAACAGCAGCAGUAACAGCAACGACAACAGCAACCACAACACCAACAACAACAACAACAACACACAGCACAACGGAAGCACAGAGAAAGAUCGACAGUAUUGGAACAGACCAGCUACAACCCGAUACUGGUGGUUUGAAAGAUAAAGAUGUAGUAGAACACCUUGGUCAAUUAACUGAUGAAAGAUUGAAUGUGGAGAAGGCCGAUGAGGCCCACCAACCAGAAGCACAUUUUGCUGGUCCGGAAGAUGUCAUCAUAUCUGAUGUAGCGAUUGCACGUGCUGAGUCAGUACAGUCUCCUAUUGAGAAGCUGCGCCAGAAUGAGGAACUUGUCCGAAAAAUGCUGAAGGACCGAGAAAAAAUAAUUGCUGAAUUACUCAACAUUCCCUUCGAUGAUUAUGAUCAUAUUGUUGAGAUGGCGUCUGAGAAGGCGAUGGGUGAAAAGCGGCGACAGCAGCAGCAACAGCAGCAGCAGCAGUUUGUGGAUCUCCAGGAGGUGAUAUUAGCCUGUUCUGACCAUAGCAAAGAACUCCUCGAAAUCAUGAUCACUACCUUACCAUCACAUGGGCUUGUGGCUAACUCUACGACCACUCCAGAUCUUCAUCCAACCACUGAUAGUUUGUCUGCUGUGGCAACGAAGGGAGAUAACCCACAAGUUGCUAUUCCCAUCCCAUACAGUAAACUGCAAGACAUGAAUAACAAGUUAAACAGUCUAGUGACUAAUAUGUUGUCAGUGAUACAUGAUGAUGAAAGAAUCCGACUCCGAGAAGAACUGAAGCUUGCUCAAGAACAAGUUCAGCAAUUGCUUGAAGCUAAGCGCCUUAUGUCUGCUGGUACUGCCAGUAUGCCAAGUUCGCUGACAAUGAGUGCAAGUAGUCGACCGCAUAGUAUGAUUUCUACAACAUCCUCUGCAUCAGAGCAAUAUGAAGAACCAUUGCCAGACCCGGUGGACAUGGCUGAGUUGAAAGGUCCAAAAGAGACUCCCACUUCUUCUCAGCCAACCCCCGACCAGCAAAUGUGUGACAAAAAUAACUCUCAACAAUCAACAACAAAAGAUUCUGCAGAGAGUGAUAACGAUUUCUUUCAGGAUGUCAGUUCCUCUUUAACAGAAAUGCCGUCAGUGAAGCCUGACGCAGAAAACGAUGACCAGGUACCAGAAACGAGCUGUGAAUCAGAAAGUUGUAAUACUGAAGAAGUCAAAGAACAAGCUGACAAUUGCUCCACGACAUUAGCUGAUUGUGACAGUAUACCCCAUUUAAACCUCUGUGAUGAUAUGGAAUCAGUGUACGACAUGCCAGAUGAUACUAAACAUCAAAGCGGACAUAUGGAGCCUUUAAAAAUUUAACUUCUUUUUUUAAACGAAAAAAAGAAAACAAACAAAUAUAUAUAUGUAUACAUAUAUGUAUAUGAAAUCAAACCACAGAAAGAAUGAUGAAUAUAUUUCUUUCUAAAUUUAAUUUUAAUUUUUUUUUUUUUAAAUUUAAAAGAAAAAUAAUUCGAUUCUUCAUGAGAGCUGUUGCCUAUCUAAUUUUGGUUAGAUAUAAUGCAUAAAGCCACUGUUUUCACCAUCAACUAAUCACACAUCAUUACUUGAUCUCUGUCUUUACUUCUGGCUGCCUUACACACAUACAUAGAAAUACCCACACUCACACAGUUACCACACAGACAUUUCAGUUAAGAAGAAUGACCCCUCCCACUCUCUCUCUUUUUUUUUUUUUAAGUGCUUAUUUUCCUUCCCCUAAAUUCUGUUUGUAAAGGAAAGAAAAAGAAAAGAUCAAAGAAAUACAUAGUUUGCUUCAUCUGUAUCAAACAUACUCAACAUUUUCUAGGCUGGAAAUUUUGUUCAUUGUUUUAGUCUUAUCAGACUUUUAUUUUAAUUAAAUAAUAUUGUAGAUAAAUAAAAGUCAGUUUGUAACAACUUUCCCUCAACUUAAUCCCUUGAAAUCCCUCUAAUCCCUUAACAGAAUACAUUUACAACCAGUUAUCUAAUGGAGCCAAAACUUUUAGUUUUUUACAGAUUUUUUAACAGAUUUAUUGUUUACUUUUAAUAUUUAUUCUGAAAAUUAAUAAUGAGCAGGAUAAAAGAUUUUAAAUUGCCCCUCCCCACUAUUUUUGCUUUGAUUGUUAUUAGAAUUUUCUAGAAUAUAAUCUCUUGUUUGUUAGGCAAACAACAACAAUAAUAAUAAUAAGUUCUGUACCUAACAAACUAAUUUUCUCUUAAUAAUGCAUGCCUAGCAAAGUAGAAAGCCUUAUCUCUAAACACAUCUUGUAAACAUUAUAUGCUAAAAAAAUUGUUAUAAUUUGAAGGUAGAUCCAAUUAGAUGCUGGUGUCUUAACUAGGAAGUCAUUUUAGUUUUCAUGUUGCUCUGUUAUUAAAACUCAUUCAUUAUCAUCUGUUUAAUGAAACCACUGUUGAAAGUCACAGCUAUUUGUGUUAAUAACUAUUAACUAGCUUAAUUAUUUAAGAAGAA